GAAUCUCACGCUACUCCACCGUUUCGUAGAAAACUCCCCAAAAACCAAGAGCCAUCACGUCAAGAAAAUGACCGCUGAGGUGCAAACGCAGAACUUCGCCGCUGCCGAUGAGGUGCCGACUUUGGAGACUGCUGAGAUGUCGCAGGUCCUGAAGCAGUCGAAGCGCUACGCCAAGUCGAUGGCCAAGCUCGGCCUGAAGCCAGAGCCCAACAUCGUGAAGGUCAACAUCCGCAAGAACGGCACCCUAUCGUUCGCGAUGUCGAAGCCUGAGGUUUACCGCUUCCCCGGUACAAACACCUUUGUGAUCUUUGGUGAGGCGCAGCUGGAGGAUAUGGGCGCCCUGGCUCAGGAGGCGGCUGCCCGCGCAGCGGUCUACGGCGCCGACGCGGAAGGCGAAGCCACCGCGAAGGUCGAGGAGGUUGCAGAGGACGCCAAGGAGGAGAACGACGAGGAGUGCGACGCCGGUGAUCUCCCGGAGAAGGAGAUCAACAUGGUCAUGUCGCAGGCCAAGGUUUCCCGAAGCAAGGCUAUCAAGGCUCUGAAGAACAACAACGGGGAUAUGGUGAACGCCAUUAUGGAGCUGACCAUGUAAUGUGGGAUGCCCGCCAGAUGGAUUUCUCGACAACUAUCUCGCCAGCCUCUGCAGCUAAAGCGUGUUAGGAUCCUUUUCUUUAUAGUUAUUUUCUCACUGUGGGAAGAUUUCAUGCUUCGUUAUUUCUAAUUUUUUUUAAAUCUAGUAAACAAA
Messenger RNA from Phytomonas sp. EM1, 745 nucleotides. The record is from the annotation of a GenBank genome assembly. Lineage: Eukaryota; Euglenozoa; Kinetoplastea; Trypanosomatida; Trypanosomatidae.